Silurus meridionalis is the source of this 1528-nucleotide messenger RNA. It is a transcript of the gene pgls, whose product is annotated as 6-phosphogluconolactonase. Gene Ontology annotation, molecular function: 6-phosphogluconolactonase activity. The transcript has 6 exons. NCBI's taxonomy places the organism in Eukaryota, Metazoa, Chordata, Actinopteri, Siluriformes, Siluridae. The record is from RefSeq and is a predicted model, not a curated record. The coding region runs from base 155 to 922 and encodes 255 amino acids. Gene Ontology annotation, biological process: pentose-phosphate shunt; carbohydrate metabolic process.
CCCAAACAACGCGUACAUGCGAGCCGCAUUUACGGUAAAUCCGCUGAGCGCGUGAAGGCAGAAACCGACUUCCGGGCUGCUGAUUGGCUUCAGUGGAGUCGUAUGAGGAAGUAAAGCGGCUGCAGUUCAGCCCCAGCUCACUUCCUAACAGGGGAUGAUGUCAGGCAGAAGAGUGGUGGCGUUUGACUCAGCAGCAGAGCUUGGUCCAGCUCUGGUCCGGCUUAUAGCAUCUCGGGCUGAGAAAACCCUCAGCAGUGGCGCCGGCUCUUUUUCCCUCGGCCUCUCUGGAGGAAGUCUGGUGUCCAUGCUGAGUAAGGAGCUGCCCACGGUGCCCAACCUGGACUGCAGCCAGUGGCUGAUGGGCUUCUGCGAUGAGCGUCUGGUUCCUUUCGAUGAUCCCGAGAGCACUUAUGGACUUUACAGGAAGCAGUUGAUUUCAAAAAUAAACAUCCCAGAUGACAGGGUUUUGGCGAUCGAGCCGUCGUUACCAGUGCAGGAAUGCGCGGAGGAUUAUGCCACCAAGCUGAAUAAGGCAUUUGGGACUCAGGAAACGCCAGUGUUUGACAUGUUGCUGCUCGGCAUGGGACCUGACGGACACACGUGCUCUCUCUUUCCAGAUCACCCGCUAUUACAGGAAAAGCAGAAGACCGUAGCUCCAAUCAGCGACUCCCCUAAACCACCACCUCAGAGGGUGACCCUCACACUCCCCGUCCUGAACGCGGCCCGCUGUGUGGUCUUCGUGUCCACCGGAGGCAGCAAAGCCUCUGUCCUUAAACAAAUACUUGAGGGUGGAGACGGCCCGGUUCUGCCUGCAGCCCUCGUCGCUCCGACCCAGGGUGAGCUCUUCUGGCUGGUGGAUGAACCCGCAGCCACCUCCUUAACACUCGCUGUGGAACGACCAGGACCUGGUGCUCAACUCUGAUCAUCUUCACCUAGUACAAUUUUCAACAACUUAUAAAUAAAGAUUUUUCUUUACAAACUUUACAAAUCAAAACGUUCAACGGUAGUUAAGGAGACGUUUCUGGCAAAUUAUUACAUUAAUGCCAGUGGAUAUGAGGUUUCAGAUUAAACAAUGUAAAGUCCAGUCAAAGUUGGAUUCAAAAGAAAUGGUUCAGUGUAGGAAAAUGAUCAGUGACACCACUCUUGUACCACAAAUGAGUCCAUAGAUGUUCUUAUCCCUAAUCCCUAAGUUUUAUCCCUAAUCAGAAAGCUACUGGUGAUUAAGGCAUAGAAAAACUGCCUUUGGUAUGAGGAUGGAACCUUAAGAAGAACCAUUAGGAGUUCUGGAACUGGAGACUCCUUACAUGAACAAUUGAAUAAAAGGAAAAAAAAAUUAAACAGUUCUAUAUUGUUUGUUUAAGUGUAUGUUUACAGUCAGACCUAUGUUAUUUGUUGUUGCUGCUGCGUGUAAAAACCAUCACACGUUGCGCAUCAGUAUAACCCUGCGAUUACACUAGUAGCUUGAACUACUUUCAGGGCUGCUGUCAUGCACAAAAAAAUCAACUAAUAAAUUGAUCAAACACCGAAA